This is a messenger RNA of Nannospalax galili (Upper Galilee mountains blind mole rat), 1490 nucleotides long. It is a transcript of the gene Cxcr3, whose product is annotated as C-X-C motif chemokine receptor 3. Bases 43 to 1143 code for a protein of 366 amino acids. The transcript has 2 exons. Gene Ontology annotation, biological process: inflammatory response; chemotaxis; G protein-coupled receptor signaling pathway. NCBI's taxonomy places the organism in Eukaryota, Metazoa, Chordata, Mammalia, Rodentia, Spalacidae. Gene Ontology annotation, molecular function: C-X-C chemokine receptor activity. Gene Ontology annotation, cellular component: membrane. The record is from RefSeq and is a predicted model, not a curated record.
GCACACAACCCAGGCAGCUGCAGCCGGAGCAUCAGCCCAGCCAUGUACCCUGAGGUUAGUGAACACCAAGUGCUAGACGCCUCUUACUUGGCCUCUCUUCUGGAAAACAGUACUUCUUCCUACGAUUAUGAGGAAAAUGAGAGCGACUUAAACUCCCUGCCCUGUCCACAGGACUUCAGCCUGAACUUUGACAGAGCCUUCCUACCGGCCCUCUACAGCCUCCUUUUUCUCUUGGGGCUUCUAGGCAAUGGGGCUGUGGCGGCUGUGCUACUGAGCCAGCGUGCAGCCCUGAGCAGUACAGACACAUUCCUGCUCCACCUGGCCGUGGCAGAUGCACUGCUGGUGCUGACGCUCCCACUGUGGGCAGUGGACGCUGCCAUCCAGUGGAUCUUCGGCUCUAGCCUCUGCAAAGUGGCAGGUGCCCUCUUCAACAUCAACUUCUAUGCGGGAGCCCUCUUGCUGGCCUGCAUCAGCUUCGACCGCUACUUGAGCAUAGUGCAUGCCACCCAGCUCUACCGCCGGGGCCUCCGGGCACACGUAGCCCUCACCUGCAUAGCUGUUUGGGGCCUCUGUUUGCUCUUUGCCCUCCCAGACUUCAUCUUUCUGUCAGCCAGUUAUGAUCAGCGCCUCAAUGCUACCCACUGCCAGUACAACUUCCCACAGGUGGGCCGCACAGCUCUGCGUGUACUGCAGCUGGUGGCUGGUUUCCUGCUGCCCCUGCUGGUCAUGACCUACUGCUAUGCCCGUAUCCUGGCUGUGCUGCUGGUCUCCAGAGGCCAGCGGCGCUUUCGGGCUAUGCGGCUAGUGGUGGUGGUGGUAGUGGCCUUUGCUGUCUGUUGGACCCCCUAUCACUUGGUGGUACUAGUAGACAUCCUCAUGGAUAUGGGGGCUUUGGCCCGCAACUGUGGCCGAGAAAGCCACGUGGAUGUGGCCAAGUCAGUCACCUCGGGCAUGGGCUACAUGCACUGCUGCCUCAACCCACUGCUUUAUGCCUUUGUGGGGGUCAAGUUCAGAGAGCAAAUGUGGAUGUUGCUCAUGCGCCUGGGUGGAUCUGACCAGAGGGGGCUGCAGAGGCAGGCGUCAUCUUCCCGUAGAGAUUCAUCCUGGUCUGAGACCACAGAGGCCUCCUACUUGGGCUUAUAAGUCUGGAAUGAGGGCUUCAGCCUGGCUCCCCUUGUGCUCCAGAUUUCAACCCCCAUUGUGUCUGGGCUGGCUCUGGCUCUCCCAUAACCUUGGCCCCUAGGACUCACUGGCAGCUCUGGCACCUCCAGCUCUCCUGAGAACCAUUUCCUAGCAAUGGGGGCAACAUCAUUAUUGCUCCUUAGCUGCCAAGUCCCAUCUUGCUAGCUCAGAGUGGGCUGCCUGAAGCCCUACUACCUUUCCAACUCAGCAAGUAAAAUUCAGCCCUCCCUAUGGGAAGGGAGUUUGAGGCAAACAGCAUAGGGAGACAGGCUCUAACUGAGCACUGACAAUGGCUGUGGUCCAUAACA